AUGCAAUCCAACUCUGCCUCGACAGGUUUCGCCAACCUGCUGAACCCCGACACGUCCUCCCAACAACAGCACCAACUACCCACUACCACCCAACACUCCAACUCUAUGGCUACUGCUACCGUGAGCCUCAUGGCUCCUCUGCUGCAAAACGCCCCGCAGCAGUCGGACGAGCCCCGUCAGGAUCUCCCCAGGCCCUACAAGUGCCCUCUCUGCGACAAGGCAUUCCACCGUCUGGAACAUCAGACUCGCCACAUUCGCACUCACACUGGAGAGAAGCCCCAUGCCUGCACUUUCCCCGGCUGCACAAAGCGAUUUUCUCGCUCCGACGAACUUACUCGACACUCGAGGAUACACAACAACCCCAACUCACGGCGGGGAAAGGGCCAGCAACAUGCCGCUGCCCACCAGGCCGCUGUUGCCGCCGUUCAAGCUGGCCUUAUGGAGCCUGGCUCUGGCCUUGCGCACAUGAUGCCCCCUCCAUCCAAGCCCAUCUCCCGCAGUGCUCCAGGCUCUCAGCUUGGCUCACCGAAUGUGUCACCUCCUCACUCAUUCUCCAACUACUCGCCAAACAUGGGCAACGACUUGGCAGCGUACCACCAGGGCGGCUUCAACAGCAGUAACAGCAACAGCCCCAGCGGCUUAUCCCGCCCCAUGGAUCUGCUGGCAGACGCAGCCUCAAGACUAGAGCAGCGCCCUGGUCACUACUCGCACUCAAGUAGACACCACAUCACGAGCGGCUACCAUCCCUACGCCAGCCGUCUGCCUGGCCUCUCUCAGUACGCGUACUCGUCGCAGCCAAUGUCAAGAUCUCAUUCACACGAGGAUGACGACCCGUACUCGCACCGUAUGACAAAGAAGUCGAGACCAGGCUCGCCAACGUCGACUGCUCCUCCCUCGCCGACUUUCUCUCACGAUUCUUGCAGCCCCACUCCUGACCACACCCCACUCGCAACUCCUGCGCACUCACCCAGAUUACGCCCGCACGGCUUCAAUGACCUCCAGCUUCCUCAUCUACGUCAUCUGAGUUUAAACCAGAACUUCGUACCAGCUUUGGCGCCCAUGGAGCCAUCUACAGAUCGGGAACAACCUUACGUGCCCAGUCAAUCUUCCGGGUUGCGCAUAGGCGACAUCAUCUCAAAACCAGAGGGCGCCCAGCGAAAACUGCCGGUUCCACAAGUACCCAAGGUGGCCGUCCAGGAUCUCCUCAAUGGCCCGAGCAAUAGCGGCUUCUCCUCCGGCAACUCCUCGGCGACUGCUUCGUUAGCCGGUGAGGACCUGUCGCAUCGCAACUAA
This is a messenger RNA of Alternaria ethzedia, 1293 nucleotides long. RefSeq lists its product as uncharacterized. Gene Ontology annotation, cellular component: nucleus; cytoplasm. Gene Ontology annotation, molecular function: RNA polymerase II cis-regulatory region sequence-specific DNA binding. The coding region runs from base 1 to 1293 and encodes 430 amino acids. The record is from RefSeq and is a predicted model, not a curated record. Lineage: Eukaryota; Fungi; Ascomycota; Dothideomycetes; Pleosporales; Pleosporaceae. The transcript has 2 exons.